AUGACACCAAAUUAUUUUGUCCAUUUGAAACUCAAAACCAAUGUUUUCAGUAACUUCCUCACUACCUAUUGCUGUCAUAUCCAGCCAUGCAAUGGAAAGCAGGUUCUAUUAAGAGCAGUCGGUUUCUUUGCCCUCUGUCCCAACGUGGCACAGUCAGUCAACAUCACCAAGCUGAAUCUACUGCAGCUGGAAAUGCUCAAGAACCAGCUGGACCAGGAAGUGGAGUUCUUGUCCACGCCCAUCGCCCAGCUCAAGGCGGUACAAACGAAGUAUGUGGAAGCCAAGGACUGCCUGAAAGUGCUGAACAGGAACAAUGAGGGGAAAGAGUUACUCGUCCCAUUGACAAGUUCUGUGUCUGGCCCUAGGAAGCUACAUGCUGCGGAACACGUGCUCAUCGAUGUGGGAACUGGCUACCAUAUAGAGAAGACAGCUGAGGAGGCCAAGGACUUCUUCAAGAGGGAGAUAGACUUCCUCACCAGGCAAAUGGAGAAAAUCCAGCCUGCCCUGCAGGAGAAGCAUGCCAUGAAACUGGCUGUCAUGGAGAUGAUGAACCAGAAGAUUCAGCAGCUCACAGCCCGGGGAGCAAUUCAGGUUGCUAAGGCCAAAGACCUCGUUUCAGAAAAUGGGCAGUGGGGCCCCACCUCAAGCCUGGGACUGCGUGGUGGAGAAGAGAAGGGAUUUGUGUCUAUGCUGGCAGCUCGUUUCACUGAUAGUGGCCGCUCAGAGGUUGAAGCCAGACCAGGAGAGAAACAAUACUGCAAAUAUCCUGUGGGGCUUCAAGCUUAA
Molecule: messenger RNA, 786 nt
Organism: Artibeus jamaicensis (Jamaican fruit-eating bat)
Lineage: Eukaryota; Metazoa; Chordata; Mammalia; Chiroptera; Phyllostomidae
Product: prefoldin subunit 5-like
Exons: 2
Coding region: 1-786 (261 amino acids)
Biological process (GO): protein folding; regulation of DNA-templated transcription
Cellular component (GO): cytoplasm; prefoldin complex
Source: RefSeq, a predicted model, not a curated record